This is a messenger RNA of Anarrhichthys ocellatus (wolf-eel), 1958 nucleotides long. Its product is annotated as polyhomeotic-like protein 2. Gene Ontology annotation, molecular function: zinc ion binding. The record is from RefSeq and is a predicted model, not a curated record. The transcript has 4 exons. Bases 196 to 534 code for a protein of 112 amino acids. Lineage: Eukaryota; Metazoa; Chordata; Actinopteri; Perciformes; Anarhichadidae. Gene Ontology annotation, cellular component: nucleus.
GUUGUGUCUGCUGUUGGAAUCAGGAGAAAGCUGAAGCAUAGUGAGGAUAUGAAGCAGUUGCUAACUUUGCAUGUUCUCGUGUAAGUUCACUCGCGGCUCGUUGAGCUGCUCGGACAUUUGUCAGCGUUACAAGUGGCGGACCGGCUCCUCGCCGUUUUGGCGGAGGGAGUGUGAGGGGCGGCCUGUGCUCCAGUCAUGACCUCUGGGAAUGGGAACACUAACAGCAACAGCAGCCAACACAAUGGAGAGAGCAAAACGGCCCAGGCUUUAGUCAAGUCCCACAUCCUCACCCAUCUGAUAGAAGGCUUCGUUAUCCAGGAGGGGGCUGAGCCUUUCCCCGUGGAACGUCCAUCUUUCUCCAUCGAGAGCCUUAGGAGACACACUGCAGACUCAAAGAUGGACGGCCUCUCAGCAAAAGAGCUAAAGGCCCAGAAGGAACCCAUGCUGACCUGUGAGCUGUGUGGGAAGGUGGACUUCGCCUAUGUCUUCAAAAGGUCCAAGAGGUUCUGUUCUACAGUGUGCGCCAAACGGUAAGGCAAGAGAGUGAAGACAUUACUCUUGGUUUUCUUCAUUUCUACAAUUCACCCUGGAAUGUGUGUGUCCGGUAUCUCAAUAGAGUGACAUGUGUAGUAUGAGAGGAAUUAGCAAAAACAUAAUGUGCACUACAGUGUACAAAAAUGAAUUGCUGGGUCUCAAGAGAGCAUUUUCUGGUAAUUCAAUGUUUAAAAGUCUAUAUGAAAUGACCACAUUGUUAUUUUGUAUAAAUUAAAUACUUGACAAAUGAAAAGUUUUUGCUCAUUUACUUAAAACUUUAUCAAAAUCAUCAUAUUUUCUGAGACAUUUGAGUUACAAUAUGCUUGUUAUUAUGAGUUUAGACGACGUACCUGUGUAUCACGAUAUCUUGAUGUAUGAUUUCAUCCUUCGAAAGAUGAUAAAUGCUAGUAUUGAAUUCACCCAGCCCUACAAAUACACUAUGUAAACUAAUAACACUCCAGUAACUGGUUUCCAAAUUGGCAUAUUUAUUAGAUAAUAAUAAAAGUAUAAAAAAAUCCUAAUAGGAAUAUGUGAACCCCAUCACCAAUGACCUCUAAAUAGCUUUUACAAGUCAGAAUGAGCAGAAAGUGUAGUUAGUGGCUACUGAAGCUCAUCACUACACAAGCUGAACCUUUCAGAGUAACUCGGAUGAAGCCAGAUGGCAAACACAGAGACCCUUACAGGGUUCCAGCUGAGGGCCUGUCACUGAGGCCAUUUAUGUCUCAGCAAUAAGAAGAAUGUAGGGCCAACAUGGUGAUCAUUGAAGGUCCCCAUGGAGGAAAGCACGGUCCUCUCCUAAAAUACAUCUGUCAUUUUCACUCACAUGUUCAGCGUAAUGCUGCACUGACUGUGGGAAAGGAGAGCAGCUUUGAACAGCAGCAGGCCUGUUACUGGUGCUGCAAAAUAAUACAGAUAAGAGUCAUGACGUAUGGAAUGAUCUGUAUGCAAACUGGUGAGGGUCCAGGCUGGCUGGGAUGUUGUUUUUGACAUGCUGGAGAACAGAAUGGGGGUGAGUUCCACAGGGCGAUAGUCCUUUAGACUGGACACUGCAGACCUUUUAGCUGUAGGGACGAUGGUGGCUGUCUUGAAGCAGGUGGAACUCUCUCCUGUGACAGUGGUUUGGCAGUUUUUGACUGUGGACCUGUGCUUUGGCAUUGACGGAGGUACAGACCUGUACACAAUUGUAGUGGCCAUUUGUCGACUUAAUCAAACUUAAACAAACAAUAAUCAAACGCCACUGAUGCACCGUGGUCGGUAUUCUUACGCAGCCAGAAGAGAGUGGAUUGUCCAUGCAGGAUUCCGAUUUUCGUGUUUAUUAAAUAAAGCAAACAAAACAAGCAAACAAACGAACUAACAAAACUCCUGUCAGUGCUGUCUCUCCUGUCCUGUGCAGUGCAGGUAAAAACUAUAAGCCCACCCCGGUG